Messenger RNA from Heteronotia binoei (common prickly gecko), 1595 nucleotides. RefSeq names its product ankyrin repeat and SOCS box containing 5 (gene ASB5). Gene Ontology annotation, biological process: positive regulation of protein catabolic process; protein ubiquitination; intracellular signal transduction. Bases 506 to 1495 code for a protein of 329 amino acids. The transcript is spliced from 8 exons. Lineage: Eukaryota; Metazoa; Chordata; Lepidosauria; Squamata; Gekkonidae. Gene Ontology annotation, molecular function: protein binding. The record is from RefSeq and is a predicted model, not a curated record.
GUUCUGUAACCCUCUUUUUUUCACUGUGCGCUGGUCAUUACCAGUUUCCUUGAGAGUUAACAGAAGUGUUCUAGUCAGUACAGGUGAGUGGGAUGCCACUGUCAAGCUCAGAGGAAGGACUGUUUUAUAGCCAAACAUGAUUCCUCCCUAUGACCUUGUACCUUAAAGGACUCUUCUCAAAUUACCAUGUAGGUAAGUCCAGUUUGUUGCUAACCCUUUUGAUCUGGCAGCAAAGGAAUGCUUGUAAGCUAGAGCUUUAACAUGGAAUCAUGAAAACAGCUGUGAGAACAGAUUGGCCUAUUGACUGAUCAUAUCACAAAAGCACUGCCCUGGCAGCCAACUUUGAAGUGGUUUCCCCCAUGCAGUUCCCAGAAGAAAAAGGCAUGGAGAAGAGCUCCCUGUGCCAGGACCAGCUGUUCCCUAGGAGUGUCUGGCUGGAGCCGUAUGAUCUUAUCAACAUAGUUUGGAGCUGUAUCUAAACACUGACAAAGCCUCUGGUGCAGCAAUGACUGUCGUAGAGGAAAAUCGCCCUUUUGCCCAACAAUUAUCCAAUGUCUACUUUACAAUACUUUCACUUUUCUGUUUUAAGCUGUUUGUGAAAAUCAGCCUCGCAAUACUCAGUCACUUCUACAUUGUAAAAGGGAACAAAAAGGAGGCUGCAAGGAUAGCUGCUGAGUUUUAUGGAAUUCCUCAAGCACAAGGAUCUUGGGCUGAUCGCUCACCACUGCAUGAAGCGGCAAGCCAGGGACGCCUCCUUUCUCUAAAAACUUUAAUUGCACAGGGUUACAAUGUAGAUGCUCUAACAAUCGAUCAAGUGACUCCAUUGCAUGAAGCGUGCCUAGGAGAUCAUGUUGGGUGCGCUAGAAUCCUUCUUGAGGCAGGAGCAAAUGUAAAUGCUACAACAAUUGAUGGAAUGACCCCCCUGUUCAAUGCAUGUUCAAGAGGGAGUGCAUCUUGUGUGGAGCUUCUCUUGGAGUAUGGUGCCAAAGCUCAGUGGGAGACAUGCCUUCCCUCUCCAACUCAUGAAGCAGCCAGCAGAGGUCACAGUGACUGCCUAGAGCUGCUAAUCUCUUGGGGUAUAGAUGUUGACCAAGACAUUCCUCAUCUGGGAACCCCUCUAUACGUAGCUUGUAUUUCACAGCAGAAACAAUGUGUUCACAAGCUUCUGCAUGCAGGUGCAAAUGUGCAAAAAGGAAAAUUUCUGGAAACUCCACUACAUGCAGCCGGAAGGCAAUCUAGUACAGAAAUAGUAAACAGUCUACUUGAAUUUGGAGCAGACAUCAGUGCCAAAAAUGCAGAGUUUGAACGACCUGUAGAUGUAGCUUCUCCACGCAGCUUGGUAGAAAGAGUAUUGCUUCUACAUGAAGCUACCCCAAGUUCUCUUUGCCAGUUGUGCAGAUUACGUAUUCGAAACUAUAUAGGAAGAUCAAGAUUAAACCUUGUGCCACAUCUCCAGUUGCCAACCAUAUUGAAAGACUUCUUGCAAUACAGAUAAAGUAGCAAGUAGUUCUGAAAGACUUGAUAAACAAGUGUUGUAUGUUGCACAUAAAAAUCUGUGGGGAUGAGGAAGAUGUCAUAAAUAGAUUUUUACAUAC